GUCUUCGGCGCGGACGCGAGCCAGAGCGACGUGUACGACGGCGCGAUCGCGCCCAUCGUGGAGGAGGUAUUGGAAGGGUUCAACUGCACGAUCUUCGCGUACGGGCAGACGGGGACGGGGAAGACGCACACGAUGGAAGGGGAUCUCUCCGCCGUCGGCGUCGACGGCGGCGACGCCGACGCGUUGCCGACGGACGCCGGCGUCAUCCCGCGCGCCAUGGCGCACGUCUUCGAGUACCUCAAAGCGAGCGGCGCCGAGUUUGAAGUCAAGUGCACGUUUCUGGAGCUGUACAACGAGGAGAUCACCGACCUUUUGUCCCCGGAGUCGCCCGCGGAGGGCACGCUCGAGGCUGCCAACGCGGAGAAGCGCCGGCACAACCUUCUCGAGGACGGCAAAGGCGGCGUCAGCGUGAAGGGCCUCGAAGAGAUCACCGCGCGGUCCCCCGCCGAGAUUUUCCAGCACCUCGCGAGAGGCAGCGCCAAGCGAAGGACCGCGGAGACGCUCUGCAACAAGCAGUCGUCGCGCUCGCACAGCGUCUUCAGCGUGACGAUUCACACGCGCGAGCACAACGCCGCGAACGGGGAGGAUCUGAUCAAGCAGGGGAAGCUUAACCUUGUCGACCUGGCCGGGUCGGAGAACAUCUCGCGGUCGGGCGCGAAGGACUCGAGGGCGCGCGAGGCGGGAGAGAUCAACAAGUCGCUGCUCACGCUCGGCCGCGUCAUCACCGCGCUCGUCGACAGACUCGCGCACGUCCCGUACCGAGACUCGAAGCUGACGCGUUUACUGCGAGACGCGCUGGGAGGGAAGAGUAAGACGUGCGUCGUCGCGACCAUCUCGCCCGCCAGUCAAAACGUCGACGAGACCGUCUCCACGCUCGAGUACGCGCGCAGAGCGGCGGCGAUCAAGAAUAAGCCGGAGGUGAACGCGCGG
Micromonas pusilla CCMP1545 is the source of this 930-nucleotide messenger RNA. RefSeq lists its product as uncharacterized. Gene Ontology annotation, biological process: microtubule-based movement; mitotic spindle assembly; spindle elongation. Gene Ontology annotation, molecular function: plus-end-directed microtubule motor activity; microtubule binding; ATP binding. The record is from RefSeq and is a predicted model, not a curated record. Gene Ontology annotation, cellular component: spindle microtubule; mitotic spindle. NCBI's taxonomy places the organism in Eukaryota, Viridiplantae, Chlorophyta, Mamiellophyceae, Mamiellales, Mamiellaceae. The annotation marks the transcript as partial. The transcript has 2 exons.